Molecule: messenger RNA, 539 nt
Organism: Aspergillus caelatus
Lineage: Eukaryota; Fungi; Ascomycota; Eurotiomycetes; Eurotiales; Aspergillaceae
Product: putative L-PSP endoribonuclease family protein Brt1
Exons: 2
Coding region: 179-514 (111 amino acids)
Cellular component (GO): mitochondrion; cytosol
Molecular function (GO): deaminase activity
Source: RefSeq, a predicted model, not a curated record
GGUACGAGCAGCUAAGCAUUUCUCUCUCUCUCUCUCGUAUAUAUAUAUUAUUUCCCAUUUUCCUCAUUUACAUAUAAACUAUUCAACCUUCAAACUACACGUGAUCACGACCAUGUAUACCAACAUGGCCUCCAAAACUCCCAUCUUGACUAACAAAGCCCCCAAGUCAUAGUCUCCAAUGAUGUCAUUUACUGCUCCGGCGCGGUCACCAUGGACCCUGAAACCGGCAGGAUCGAUGACGGAGAUAUUCACCCACAAGAUACCAGAGUAUAGUACUGAGAGGCACCAGCAUCAAUGUAUCAAGAACCUUUCCCAUUUCCUUGAAGCCGCAGGCAGUGGUAUCAUGAGGGUUCUCAAGGGAAAUGUGUUCUUGUCUGAUAUGGAUAACUUGGACGAGCUGAAUUCCAUCCAUAUGCAGUACUGGGGUGAUGUGAAGCCCUGCCGGACAUAUGUGGCUGUUAAGACGCUACCCUUGAAUACAAAUAUGGGGAUUGAGUGUAUUGCUGCUGUUUGAAUUAGACUCUCCCGCUUGGGCAAAG